GCAUUGUCCGUCCAACUGCCUGAACCCCCAGCGCUCGAUGGAGGUGGUACAACCAAUGAAAAUCCCCCCUCCAAUCGUUGAAAGGCGGAGCUUGAAACUAUACGUAAAGCACCCACAAUGUUCUCCCAGCAAACGACGUCGAGCAAUCGUCGGAGAGGGAGAUCCGACCUAAAAUUCUAUUGCCACCCGGAUCAUUCAGUCGUUCAGUGGCUCCUGCAUGGUGAAGACCUGCCGAGGAGCUAGCGAGUAGUGAUAAUAAUGGGAGCAUAACCACCCUCUCCCCGAUUAAAAAAAAAAAAAAAAAAAGAAAAAAAAAAUUCAAAAUUUUUCGGUUCAAAAAAAUCAUCCUGAGAUGCUGCACAGCACACUUCCCCGGGCAUUUCUGCCGGCGCCAAGUCUGUGCUACCUCGGUGGAUACUACGGUGACACGGUGCACCCCUACCCACCGGUAACGCGUUUCGUCCCCCUGGAGACGCCCUACACCUUCCCACACCAGGAGCUACCGAGACCAGUGAGCCCAAGUCCCCUGGACCUGUCGCUGAAGCCGUGCGCCUCAACGACACCUCAAACGAACGAUGAAUCCGAGACAAUUGAGGUGGACGACGUCGAGGAUUACCCGGAGAAGAGCUACCCCAGCCCCUGGGCCUUCGACUCACCGCGUCCCUACGUCUACGAGGACGCCCAACACGAUGACAAGCAUCACGCGCCAAAGUCACCACUCUACCCGGAGAUCCCCCAGGAGUACCGGACCCCAUCAUCGAGUCCGGUGACACCUCCCAAGGCCCAGACAUCGCCGCAUCUUCGAUCAAUGCCGAAUUAUCAACAACAACUGCUGACACCGCAGCAUCAUCUCCAACUCCACGCACCAAUGACACCACCCAGCACACCAUCACCACCCCAGUGCCCUCGACGUCGGCCACGUGACGAGGAUGAGACACCAGUAACACCAACAUCAUCAACAUCAAAGUCCACGGUAUUUGAUAAAGGGCUCCAACGACCCAAGAAGAAACACGCGAGACGAUUGAAAUUCGACGAGGACACCAGCAGUCCAGUUUCUGGGACUGUCAUCCUCGGUCCCGACGAGGCCGUUGUCACUGGUGACAUCGAUCCUGCUUUUAAUAUCGUCGAGGUGACCGAGGAGGCACGCGCUGAACUUGCGAAAAUUGAGAAUCGAUUGGGCCCUUACCAGUGCAAAUUGUGCCGUCAUCUUCAUGAAGAUGCCUUCCAACUGGCCCAGCACAGGUGCUCGAGAAUUGCUCAUGUCGAGUACAGGUGUCCGGAGUGUGACAAACGAUUCUCGUGUCCUGCUAAUUUGGCGUCACACAGGCGAUGGCAUAAGCCGAGAAUUCCAACAGGGGAGACUGGCGCGGGUGGGACCGCUGGGGAAAUUCCCUGCGGCAAGUGCGAGGCCAAGUUCUCCAGGCAGGCGGCGUUGAGGAAGCACCUGGUGACGCAACAUCCGGAGGCCAGCGGGGACAGUAUGGAUAGUGGAUUGGGGGGGAAAAUAGGGGGACCACUUGCUACCACUUCGGCUGCGGGGGACGUCGCCUGACACCAAUUUCCGGCGAGACCUCUGCCACGGAGACCUGGCAUCUACUGGAGAUUUGGACUCGAUCUGAUGUAAGAGUCGUGGGGCUUCUUCGGCUUUCGAUGUAUGUGAGUGCACAAUCAAAAUGUUUUAUGGGGUGAGCUGGGGAGUUUUUUUGAAUUUUUUUUUUCACUGGAGGUUGGGGUCGCUCAAUGUUUUAUUGGGAUAAUUUUUGUUUAUUUAAAAAAAUUAUUUUUCAUUUGAUUAUUUCAAAUUGUAUUUUGCUGCAUUGAAGGGUUUUAAUUUGCUGUGGAGUAGUGAGGGGCUUCUGAUGAUUUUUUAAAAUUUCGUUUCGUUGAAAUCGAACGGAAGUGCAAUUGAAAAAAUUACUUUAUUGAAUUUUCGUUUGCCAUUACAAUCGACGGAGAAUUCGAUUUUAUUUGUUUAUUAAUUUUUUCAUUUUUAGUUCAUUUUUUUAAUUUUCAAUUCUUUACCCAGCUCUAAUAUUUGAAAGUAUCUAGUCCUUGUAACUAUAAAUUCUAGUCGUAAAUAGUGAUGGGCUCUAAAAAUGAGACAAAAUAAAUUCUUCUGAAUGUUGAACAUUUCUACAAAAAAUCGGAAAUUCCAAUAAAUGCUGACUCAUUAAUAACAUUAUAAAUUAAUCAAAAAAAUGACGAAAAAUUUAUUGGAAUUCGCUGUGUCGACCCUGAGAUAAUGAAUAUAAAAUGUGUCCCAUUUAAGCUACGAAAAUAAAUUGAUUGAAAUUAUGACGCGCAGGUCGUUCAUUUAAAUUUGAUAAUUAAAAAUCGUAAGUAGUUUGUCUAGUCGUAAGAAAUCGGAUGCCAAAAAAAAAAGAAUUAUCUCGAUGAUUCGUUUGAUGAGCUUUACAAAUUGAAUAUAUUUAUUUUUCAAAAUUAAAACAUUUAAAAUCUAGUCCUGUCUCUAGACGUGUGCUCAUUUUUACGAAUGCAUAUCAUUAGAAUUUCGAUCUAAAUGUGUCACUAUACGAUUACGAUUACGAUAAUCUUAUCUAAUAGUUUAAUAGUUAAUCAGGAUUUCUGAAACGUGGAACUCAAACUUCCCGACAUACAGCUGAAGCAUCAAAGAUUCUUAGGCUAAAUGAAUAGAAAUUACACUAAACGAUUGUGGGCAAUUGUCAAGAGAUAUUGGUAAAAAGUCUCACGUUAGCCACCGCCGAAAUAUAUUUUAUACUGAACAAAAUGCGUGAAUUUUUAGUUUCAUUUUUUUAUGAUUUCCCCAUUUUUUUCAUUCCACCCGUGUUGAAUGGAAGAGUAUUGUCUAGUCCAAAGAACGUAGAUUAAAAAUCCAACCCAGUCGAUGGAUUGUGCUAAUUAAACGUAGAAUAAGAUGAUAAUUUAUGUCUAUUGAUAAUAUUCACAUAAGUGUGUUCCACACCGGAAAUCAUUCACAUUAAUUCAGUUCAACUGAUCUGUCAAUCUAGUCUGUUUCCUAGUCAAUAAAUGAAUAUAUUAUCUAUAGAAAAACUAUAACAAAAUGUUCAAAUAUGUGAAAUCUAGUCGAUGUGUAAUUGAAUAAUUCACUAACGAAAUAACGAAGAAUUCCACAUCAAUUUUUAAUUUUUUCGAAUUGCGAUGUGAGUUCGAAAACUAACAGUUUUACGAAAAAAUGUGUGGAUAUCUUUUUUUAGCUCUUUAAAUUUCCAACAAAAAUGAUUUUAUAUAUUUUUGCGGUAGGACUGCUCGUUAUCUCGAUAAGUAAGAAUAAUUAAGAAUUCAUCAAACGAAAAAUCUGUUUGAUUUGGAAAGUUUCGUAAUUUCGUAAAUUGAUUAUUUAUGUUAAUAAAUCAAUGAAGGAUGCGAGGGGAUCAAUGCAAUGUUCAAGAACGUGUAAAGUAGCUGAUUGAUAAGAUUAUAAUUAUGAUAAGAAGGCUGUAGCGCGCAAAUAAAUGAUGUUCAAGUGAGUGCGAAUCGAUAGCUUUCAGAGAAGAAAUUUGGGCGAAGAAAAAUUUCUAUAAAACUUAAAUAAAUAAUGUAAAAUUUCAAUGACAAUGCAGCAAUCUUAAUGAAGAUAUUGUAAUUUUUUCCGGAAAUUAUAUGAUUUUUUAUCGAAAUAAAAAAAACAUUCAAAAUAAUUGGAACUGAAAUAUUUCUUCGCCUGAAAUAUUUAAUAAUUAAGUCAUAGAAAAUAAUACUGCGAGCUUAUAGCGAUAUUUAUAAAUGUACAAUAUUGAUUUACCUUGUUCAAUCUGCACAUCGUCGAAAAUCUGUAAAAAAACCACAGCUGUAAAUAAAUGUACAAAACCUAAUUUUCGAUAAUCGAAAUCGAAAGUAUUUUUUCCUUUAAUUUGAAUAGAUAAUAUCCGCAUUAAUUUUCUUAAUUUCGUAUUAAAUAGUUCUCCUGAUAUCGCAUGUAUCUGUACAUCUGUAUAUACUACUGAAUAAAUGUGUUU
Diachasmimorpha longicaudata is the source of this 3959-nucleotide messenger RNA. Its product is annotated as transcription factor egl-46-like. Gene Ontology annotation, cellular component: transcription repressor complex; nucleus. The record is from RefSeq and is a predicted model, not a curated record. Gene Ontology annotation, biological process: neuron differentiation; regulation of cell cycle process; negative regulation of transcription by RNA polymerase II. Bases 353 to 1552 code for a protein of 399 amino acids. The transcript has a single exon. Lineage: Eukaryota; Metazoa; Arthropoda; Insecta; Hymenoptera; Braconidae. Gene Ontology annotation, molecular function: DNA-binding transcription repressor activity, RNA polymerase II-specific; RNA polymerase II cis-regulatory region sequence-specific DNA binding.